AUGUCUGCUCAGUUAAAUUUAUCUGGAGAAGAUAUUCAGAAACUUACCACCUGUUGGUCAGGCUUACAAGCUAAUAACAAAUACCAUAAAGAUGACUUUAUUACUAGGUUGUUUUCAAACUUAGUUGCUGCUAACCCUAAGUUGAGAAAGGUCUUCCAUUCGGAAUCUAUUAUUGCAGAACAAUCUACUUUAUUUGGUGACUUGUUGAGUUUCACGAUGCUAUACUUGGACGAUGAAUGCACUUUAAACCAGUGUAUGAAUGCUUUCUUAAGGGAAAACCCAAAAUUUGUCAUAGUUGGUCCUGAAUACCUUGAGCCAAUGGGUUCGGCCUUGAUAGUUACUUUCCGCCAAUGGUUGGGACAAGGAAAAUUCAAUGACCAAAUACAAUCCUUAUGGGUUCAAGUCUAUUUGUAUAUUGCAAACUGUUUAUUACAGUUUGCAGAAUCCUCGAAUGAAACUCGCUCGCUCGAAGAAGCCCCAAUUGAAGCAUUAAGACCAAGAAGACGUCCUCCAGUAGAACAAAUAACAAAGGAAGAGGUUCAACAGGAACAACAACCUGAAGUGCAGUCAGCUCAACCAGAGGAAAAGGAAGAAGAAAACAAUAAUAUACAUAAUGAGAUACAACAAGAGGUGCCACAACCAGAAGUUACCCAAGAUAACGCGAUAAAACCACUUAAUACCAGCACCAUCCAAUUCCAACUUUCAAACAAUGAAAAGUACAGAGGAUUUAGAAGAAGCGUGCAAUCUUCGGAAGUUGAGCCAAUUUCAAUUCAAAUUCCAAAUACACCUACAUUCCAACAAGUUACACCACCACUUAGCCCACCAUCUGCACCUUUUGACCCAAGAAAAAUGAGGAGUUUAUCUCGUUCGCCAGCUUCAUUAAAUGAACAAGAACAGACCUUAUCAAAUGAAAACUCCUCCUCUUUUGAUCCUCGUAGAUCAAGAAGAAGAUCACCAUCUGCUGAAACUGAAGAAUGUGAACCAAUGGUUACUCCUCGUUCUUCAAGAAGGAAUUCAUCCAUGAAGGAACUGAUUCCAGAACCAGUUCAACCACAACAACAAGCACAAGCACAAGUACAACAACAGACACCUAAGGUUGAUCCUCGUAAGAUGGCUUUCACGAAGCCAUCGAAUGUUAUCUCGGAUGAUUCUGACGAUGAAUUUGCUGAGAAGGAAAAAGGUUUUGGAUUUGAUCCUCGUAGACUUUCUAAAAGAAAGUCUCAAUCUCCAAUUAUCUCAGAUGAAGAAUCUGAAAUUGAACCUACAUCCCCAUUAUUCAACAGUCAUUCUAGAGAGACCUCUGUAAGUGAUGUUGAGGAUGAUUCCUACAAUUUUGAAGUGAAGCAAGAAACUUCAAUUGCAAGAGCAAAUCCAUCUGCAUUUGACUACAAUAGCUUUGGUAUAAAAGGAUUAGAGCCAAUUGUUGAAUCUGAAUUUGAUGACACAGCUUCAUCGAAAUAUGAGAGUGAUGAAGAUGUCGAUAACGAUAAUGCUUCAUCUCGUUAUGGCACUCGUUUGUCUUCGGAUGCGGAUGAAAUAAGCUCAGGUGUAUCUACAUUGUCUUUACACAACAGUGACUUCAGGUCAUCUAUUAAUUCUGGAAGUGAUGCCACUUCAGUGUCCCCAUCUCCAGACCUUAACAAGUUUCAAAUGAGCCAUGGUGUUAGACAAUCAUCGACAUCAAGUGACGUUAGCUCUAUGAAUGCACUCUCAGCUCAAUUGGCUGCACCUGUUCCUGCUAUGGCAAGACCUCAAUCAUCAUCUGCAUCAUUAUCAUCUACCUGCCAGAUGUCUAGAACUAGUAGCCAACAGCAAUUCAAACAAAGGGCAUCGCUUGGUUUCAUGAGAAGUAGUUUCAUCUUGAAAAAGGAAAUCUCCGAACAAGGUUUCAAUGAACCUGAAAACGUUCUUUGCAAACCUCCUACUAUUCCAGCAGCUGUUAGCAGUUCAUCCAAUAGUUCAGCUAAGAAUAGCACAGCAUCUCUCCAGAGUACUAUUAGCUCUGGUAUUGGUUCUGAUGGGUGUUACGACUUGUUAAAUUCAUUUGUUCCUGUGACAAACCUUUCUAACGACAAGCAAGCUACCAAAACUAUGGCAUCGUCAACAAGGGCAACACCAAGACACGCCAGAUCAAACUCAGACUUACAAAGUACUAAUUCAUAUACAUCAACUGAAUCAAAGAGAAAGUCGUUAAGAUCGAGAUUGUCUUCAAUUUUCUCGUCUUCUUCGUCUACUACUACUACCAGAAAAUCCUCAUUAGCAUGCGAUCUGACUUUGGAUUUAGCAUCUAUUUGUACCACUGAUACAAACAAAUCCAAUAUUUCGGGCUUCUCGUUCUUCAAGAAGAGAAAUUCAAUUGAUUCUAGGUAUACUUCUCCUCAAAAGAAGGGCAUGAAGUACAAUGUUAAAGCUGUUCCUUACGAUGUUUUUGCUAAAUAA
This is a messenger RNA of Debaryomyces hansenii CBS767, 2439 nucleotides long. RefSeq lists its product as uncharacterized. Gene Ontology annotation, cellular component: intracellular anatomical structure. Gene Ontology annotation, biological process: nitric oxide catabolic process; cellular response to nitrosative stress. The record is from RefSeq and is a predicted model, not a curated record. The coding region runs from base 1 to 2439 and encodes 812 amino acids. NCBI's taxonomy places the organism in Eukaryota, Fungi, Ascomycota, Pichiomycetes, Serinales, Debaryomycetaceae. The transcript has a single exon. Gene Ontology annotation, molecular function: nitric oxide dioxygenase [NAD(P)H] activity; heme binding; oxygen binding.